This is a messenger RNA of Plasmodium vivax (malaria parasite P. vivax), 4236 nucleotides long. RefSeq lists its product as hypothetical. The record is from RefSeq and is a predicted model, not a curated record. Lineage: Eukaryota; Apicomplexa; Aconoidasida; Haemosporida; Plasmodiidae. The transcript has a single exon. The coding region runs from base 1 to 4236 and encodes 1411 amino acids.
AUGAACAUUCAGAAAGAGGCGAAAAAUCGAAACACAGGAAAAUAUGAUCAUGCCAAAAAGGAAAACAAAAAUAACCAGGAAAGUUACUCCGCCAAUUUGGUCAACCCAGAUGAUAAGGUGAGCAUGCUUAAGAACAGCAGCAACGCAAUAGGGUGCUCUCAAGAAAUUGCCGGUGAAGAUCCCAAAGUGAACAUUAAUCAAAGUGUGUUAAAAAAAGUUACAACAGCGUCGGUUUUUAAAACUGAUGGUGACACGACAGACGAUGCGAAGAAGAAAUGUAAUAACAAUGAAAAUGCCAAUGAGGAAGUGCAUUAUAAGGGCAGCACCGGUGCCGCGGAAGGCACCCCCGUAAGGACUACCACGGAAGGCGUCGCGCAUGAUAACGGCAAGCGUGACAUGUGUAGCCAUAGCAAUGUCGCGAAAGGGGGAGAUAAUUACCAACAUGGUCAUAUCGCAUGCGGUUCCACGAACGAUGACAAAGGAGGCAAAACGCAAAGCGGCGCGAUCGGUGCAUGCAAGGACCAGGGGGAUAGCAGCCAAAGCAACGACCGAGAAUUGGAAGGAGGGAAAAAUGUUGAAACAUUAGAUAAAGUGUCACCAAAAAGUGAAGUAAAAAAAAAACACUACAGUAAUUUGUUGCCAAACAGAAAUUGCAACGAUGAUGAUAAGUGCAACUCGUCUCAGAAUGUUAAGGAGGUGCCUCCUAGUCAAGAGGAAAAGGAGAAAUCCGAAACGAGUCCUCCAGCAGGCGAUAGGAAGGGUGUGAAUAAAGACCCCCCUGCGAAUGACGAAGGGGGUUCCCCAUCCAAAGGGGGUAAUGGAGACAACAAACCAGUUGACACUUCCGUGGAAGCGCCCCCUUUUAAUACCCCCCAAAAGGGUACCAAUAAUGACGCGGAAGAGGUGCAACACGCCAAAAUGGAGGGCCCAAUCAGCACCAAACAGAAUAGUGAAAAGGCUGAGAGCAGCAAGAAGGGAAAUGCAACAUUGGAAGAAGAAACGAAGCCGAGCGAACCAAUUAAUAGCACCAACAUAAGACAGGGCAAAAAUGCCAAUAUGAAUAAAAAUAAAGGUGUAGUGAAUAAUGAUUUAGACGUAAUAACCGAGGAGGGAGGAAAGACUGAACGGGGCCAAAAAGAUAAUCACCCGAAUGGUUAUUUAAACUCCAGUGCCAACAGAACAGCGAGCGGGAGCAGCAAGAAGGUGAGCCCCUUUAAACGAAGCGAGCAUCAAAAGGAUAAAGAAAACAGUAAUGAGGAGACCAGCACCAAUAAUGUGAUGAGCCAAAAAAAUGGAAAUUACAAAAAGUUCCCCUCGCUGAAUAGUGCCAAAAACGGGGCAUCCUUUAAGAAGGAGGCAAGAAGGAACAACCCCAAUAAUGGGAGCUCCAACAGGAAGAGUGAGAACUACAAAACCUUUGGCCACAGUAAGAGGGACGAAUGUUGGAAGAGCUGUAGAGACAAAAAUGAGGAUCACAACGCCGCAAGCGGGGACUACGUUAGAGGCGGAGAGAGUUACAAAAAUGAAGAGAGUCACCCUCUCGGGGGGAAUUCCCCCAACAACAGUCACGGUAGAAAUGGUGAGCCGCAUAGGGCAAAUGAAAGGGGCUUCAAAAACGGCAACCCGCACACGUAUAGAAACGCGGUUAACGGGGGCCACAAAAAUGUGGGUGCUACGGCCCAAACGGGCAACUCCGCAAAAAUGAACGAUAAUUGCCACAACGCAGACAGUUAUAAAAUGGGCAACCAGAAGAAUUACCACCGUAGCGGCAAUAAUGAAGAUGCCACGGGCAGCCACGACCAGGGCGUGUGCUGGAUGAACCAGCAGGAGCAGCGCGAGCAGCAGGAACAAAGUGGAAAAGGCGAAAGCUUUAAUUUUAGGAGAAACCAGCUGAAGAACAAAAAAGAAGCAACGGGCGUGAAGCAGAAGGACACGCGGUUUCACAUGGCGGAAAAGCACGCCAAGAAAUUCGACGCGAAUUAUUUUGCAAGAAGUGACAGCGCAAAUGUUGGUAACGAUAGCGGCAGUGCUAGCAAAAAAAAGGUGAAUUCGUUUAGCAAGCAAAUGCAAAGUACCAAUUAUAGCAAACACUCACCCGUUAGCGGCGAUAAAAAUGGGAAAGAGACCAACGGGUAUGACGAAAAUGAUUCCAUGGGAGCGUUUACAGAAGGAGACAUCAGUAGAAAAAGCUCCGAGUUGGUGAACAAGCAGGUCAUACACACGGCCAAUUGUACGUCUCCAUCGGGUACCUACCACAAUAGUGGUGAAAAGACUCAUGAGCAUAUGACCCGUUCAGGUAAGAAAAAUAGCACUACCAUGGGUAGCCCUUCACACCGCGGCCAUAUUGACAAGGCUAACAAAACGUAUGCUAAGCUCACACAUACCAAUGAUGGUCAGGACAACCCAAAAGAGAGCAUCACCCCUGGUGGUAAUUCUGAUCAGAUGAGAAGCGAAAAUAAGGGCGGUUUUAUCCCCAAAGCGGAUAUCAGCGACAGUGGGCGAGGCAAGAUUGGUAGCAGUGGCGAAAAAGACGCAAUGAAGGAGAUAAGGAGAAAGGAACACAAGAAGGGGGAUUACCCAACGGUGGAAGGGGGAGGAAGCGGUGCACAUGUAAAAAAAAUUGAACGACGAGCGAAGCAUUUUACGGCCCAUCCGGGAGAUGCCGCAAAAAGUUAUGUACGCACAAACGGGGAUGAAUACCACCACGCAGGAGCCAAUGGGGAUGAGAAGGAUCACACAAGCUCACCACCAGGUGAGAAAGAUAAGAACCUUAAAAAUGGUGGAAAGCAAAACCUUUUGAGUGGCCCAGAAAAUAAAAGGAAAGUGUUUUCCCCCAAAACGGAUCAAAGGAGUAGCAACGCAGACGAAGUAACCCACCCUUUUAAUUUUAAAGAGUUCGAAUGCUGGAUGAGCGGAAGGUAUAAUAAGCUAUUAGAAACAUACAUCGAUCAGGAGAAUAGGAAAAAAAACAACAGUGAAAUGUUUGAGGAGGAAAUAAAAGUAUACGAAUUGUGUUCUGCUUACACCAACAGUGGUGUGCAAAAGGACACCCAUGAGGACCUCUCCCAAAUGACAGAAACGUUAGGAAGCCGAGGCACCACUGAGGAGGAUGCUGCAAGAAGUAAGGACAACACGGAUGUUCAAACGAACCCGGAAAUGGCAAAUGAAAGGGAACUGGUGAUUGAAGGUAGGGGCGGGUUCUCCACUAGGGGGAAUAAAGGCGAACAUGUAGACAACGGCGCGGGAGAUAGUUAUAACACUGCAAAGGGUAAUUACUUCCCGGGUUCAAAAAAUCACAUGCAUGUAUUAAAUAGCAGCGCCGCCCACCAGGGCGAAAACAGGUACUACCAAAGAAACAAUAAUUACCGCCCAAAUCAUCAGAAAAGGUCUUUGCAGUUGUUCCACAAGAAUGGCCCACAGAAUAGUCCACAUAAUGACAAGGCACCCUUUAUGAGUUUUUCUUCGGGUAAAAAGUGGGACAACUCGGGUAGGGCAGGAGGAGAGGAAGUGGUCGAAAGUGCGAUUGAGGGCGCAAAGUUGGAAGGAAAUGCAAACACAAACACUGGCAUGCACGCAGACAUUAACGAUGACAUGAACGCUGACAUGCACGCCGACAGCAACGCCGACACUAACACUGAGGCAAACGGCACCCCCUCUGUGAAAAAAUACAGCGCACACAGCAAGAACAGCCAGGGCGAGGAAAAAGCCAGCGACGGCAACUUCAGCAGAAAGACCUACUACGAAAAAAAACCAGCGGGAAAACGGUUCGGCAAUAGCAACAUAACCACCAAGAAGCUCAGUAGCAACAAUGGGUUUUACAAGAAGAAGUAUCACGCUGGAGACCAAAAGAACGACUACAUGAGAACUGAAAUGAACAACGCGACGUUUUACAAGUCCAGUAGGCAACCGAUGGGGCAACACAAUAGUAAGAGGAGCAACUGGAGCGCGAAAUUGGUAAACGACCGGUUUGGAAAUCGGUACGAAGAACCCUUCGGUGAGCCCUUUGGUGAACGACUGAACGAACGGUUUAGUAAGCAAAACAAUUCAAACGACAUGGACCACACGAGUGGCAUGUUUUAUGCCGCUAAAAAUAGGAUGGACAAUCAUGUGUUGCUACGAAAUGAAAUGGGUGCCGCCAAUACGCAUACUUCCAAUCCAGCUGGGAAUAGUAAGAAAUCGAACGCAACAUAUUUAACAGCAAAAAGUGAAGGUGCCAAGAAUAGGCACUACGAGUGA